Morone saxatilis (striped sea-bass) is the source of this 1198-nucleotide messenger RNA. RefSeq lists its product as uncharacterized. NCBI's taxonomy places the organism in Eukaryota, Metazoa, Chordata, Actinopteri, Moronidae. The record is from RefSeq and is a predicted model, not a curated record. The transcript has 3 exons. The coding region runs from base 71 to 973 and encodes 300 amino acids.
AGAAGUCAAGAGUGGCAAGUGUUCUCACUAAUUGCAUUGCCAUGAAGUUUAUGCUGACAUAACUGCCAGGAUGUGUGUACCUCUGGCGGUUUUUCUCAGCUCCAUUGUGCUUCGCUCUGUGUCAGCUGGAGGUGUGUAUUGUGCUAAAACAGCGAGAGCCCGUGCAGCUGCCUUGGGUUUGGAUUAUCCUGGAGUCCAUGGAGCCCCUGAUCUCUAUGGACCAAUUCAUCAUGGGAUGCAGCUCGACACAAUGCCGUUCAGACGUCACCCUUACAAUAACAAUGGGCGUGAGUUGGCUGAGACUGAACCUAACAUGGCCUCCUACGGAGAAAAUCAACCGGGAGUGAGAUCCCUAGACGACAGAAUACAUAAACAAGCUCACCCCAGGAGUUCUGAAUCUGCAUUUGUACUGAGCCACGGCUUUAACAGUCCAGUUCAAAGUGAAUACACCACCGACCAAGUGCUUAGACUUCCCAGAGGACAAUUACAUAUUAACCGCAAGUCCAAUCUUGAAGAGGUCAAGCACAUUGCCCCUCUAACUCUGGCUGAAGCCCCAGGCCCGUCUGACCUUGUGAAUUGGGAUCCUCAAGGUCGCAACAAACCACUCUCAUUUGUCUACAAUGAGCAUGACCUUGUUGUUGACGAGUCUGUCCCAAAUAGACGUGGCAUGUCUCUGAGAGGGCACCCCCCGCCCCAAAGCUGGGGUCAUGGCACCUACCGGAGGGGUCUAACUGGGUAUGGCCUGGGAAGAGAAGUUCCUGUCCUUGGUUCAUCCGCCUUCUCCAACAAAGACCACGUCAGAGCAAUGACUAGCCGAGGUCCUGCUGAUGGCAGACUGAGAAGGAUUAGUUUCCCUGGCCAUCUUGCUCAGCCCCUGCACAGACGCCUCAAUGUCAAACAGUUUGUUCAAGGUAACCCUGUUCUUAGACAUAUGACAAAACCACAAUCAGGUCUCGUUAGAAUAAGUCGGUGAGCUAAAAGGUUCUGACACAUAGCUUGACUGUCUUGUCAAAUAUUAUCCCUGUAAGGAGUUCUUAAAGUUAACAGGCAAGCAUUUCAGAAUCUAUUCUGAGUCUCUCUAACCUUUACUGAAAGGAGCAAUGUCCAGCUUAUCUGUGUACAAGCUUCUGUCCUCACCUGUAGCUCUAAAACAACUCCCAUCAUAUAAUAAACAAAACAUUAUAAAUGGUUAUAUUUA